Homarus americanus (American lobster) is the source of this 1813-nucleotide messenger RNA. Its product is annotated as CMP-sialic acid transporter 1-like. The coding region runs from base 571 to 1692 and encodes 373 amino acids. The record is from RefSeq and is a predicted model, not a curated record. Gene Ontology annotation, cellular component: Golgi membrane. Gene Ontology annotation, molecular function: pyrimidine nucleotide-sugar transmembrane transporter activity. The transcript has 7 exons. Gene Ontology annotation, biological process: pyrimidine nucleotide-sugar transmembrane transport. Lineage: Eukaryota; Metazoa; Arthropoda; Malacostraca; Decapoda; Nephropidae.
GUAGGGGCGGAGGAGGAAGAGUGUGUGUGGGCCAUAGUGUGGGCAGAUCAAGACCACGCUCCGCCCAUUGAGGAAAAACACCUCAACCUCCCCGUGGCUCCACCCAGGUACACGUGGCUUGGUGACGUGAGUGAACAACAUCGGCAGACCAGUGUAGGAUUUGUUGAUGUGAUGGGUAGGUCAUGCAGGCCGCCUGGUGUGUGAUAACGUAGGCUAGGUUAUAGGUCUUGUAGGCUAUAAAUAACACGAAGUUUACUGAAAGAAAUACAUAUAACACUUAUUAAUGUAUAAUGAAAUAUUAAAUAAAGUGUCUAGUGUCGGUGUUAAAUAAUAAAGAAAAUAAAUGGAAAAGUAUUUGGUAUUCUAUUUUAUUUAGUCUUCUGGUUAAAAAAAUAAUAAAAGAUUAAAAUAAAAGGAAAAAAUAAUCUCACACGACACAGAAGGGAAGGAAAAAAAGUGACAGAACUCAAUAAUGUGUAGAAAAAAGUGUGAUAAUUGAGAGAGAGAGAGAGAGAGAGAGAGAGAGAGAAAGAGAGAGAAAGAGAGAAAAAGAGAGAGAGAGAGCCAGCCAUGACGGUUCAAGUGGAGGAAAUUGAUAGACUAAUAUCGAAUAAAGUGACGGAGAAUUCCACCACCACCAUCAGCACCGCCCUCCAGAAUGACGCUACUACCACCACCACCAGCACCAGCAGCAACGCCACCCUUAGCACCACCACCCACGCCUCCGUUAGUCUACCUCCGACCUUAACACUGGAUAGAAAGUCUGACCUCAGGAAAUCUCUCGUGUUUAUCGUGGCUUACCUGUUGUUGGAGAUCGGGAAACAACUGAGUAACUUCGGGUUGUCGAGAACCAACAGUGAGCAGUAUCCUGUGCCCUCCUCACUGCUCGUCUUCCUCACUGAACUCACAAAACUCACACUCGUCCUCUCAUGGGCAGCGGUAACAAGAGAGCCGGUCAGGAGGUGGCAGCCUAGCCUAAGAUUCAGUGGACCAGCUGUGUGUUACCUGUUGACUAAUUUACUCUACCUGGCCGCUCUCACCUAUGUUACUCCUCCUCUAUGGAUGAUUCUAAUACAAACUCGUACUCUCUAUACUGCCAUAAUAUAUCUGGUUGUGUUUGGGAGGAGGGUGACUUGUGUACAGGUGGUAGGGUGUAUGUUGGUGGUGGGCAGUAUACCUUUAGCCAAGAUCUCAGAGGUACAAGCAGGUCAUACCUCCCUGACCUCCCCUGUGAUCCUCCUGUCGCAGGUGUGUGCCUUCCUCUCCACCAUCGCCUCCGUCGCCGUUGAGAUUUUGUUGAAGAACGACGAGAGGAGCUUCUGUGAACAGCAGGUCUGGUUGUAUGUGUGGGGAUGUCUCCUAGGGGCCGUUGCGCUACCUGUCCAAGUUGACCUGACCUCUCUCACUCCAUUAUUACAGAGCGUGUUGGAGAGUCGCUUCUUGGCCCAUCAGAUUAUAUUGGCCGUAACUUCAUCAGCGUUGGCAGGUCUCUGUGUGCCCUUCAUCGUCAGGAACCUGGAUAGUAUAGCCAAGGACUAUCUGGCAGCAUUAAACAACUUACUCCUCUCGGUGGUGAUGGCGUUGGUGUUCCCAGUUCACUUCACCCUCAGCUGGCUCUAUCUCCUCUCCCUCGCCUUCCUCCUGCUGGGGAUAUGGCUCUAUGAAAGGAAGGUCACCAGCUGCCAUCUCUAGGGGGGACUGUCUGCCAACUCUGUAUAAGCCAUAUCUACCCAUAAGUGAUGAUGACCAGAAAACUUAAACAUGACAUAGGAAUAAAGAAAGGAAUAUAUAAGAAAUUAAAGGGAGGGGAGGA